Messenger RNA from Chanos chanos (milkfish), 5384 nucleotides. Its product is annotated as interferon-induced very large GTPase 1. The transcript is spliced from 5 exons. The record is from RefSeq and is a predicted model, not a curated record. Gene Ontology annotation, molecular function: GTP binding; protein binding. Lineage: Eukaryota; Metazoa; Chordata; Actinopteri; Gonorynchiformes; Chanidae. The coding region runs from base 78 to 5384 and encodes 1768 amino acids.
UGGUAACACUUUUCCUCAGUUCCUCAGCUAGCAAGAAUCAGUCAAUUGUAGUGAACCAAGGCCCUAACCGUGACAAUAUGGACAAUUCCUCGGAUGAUGAGGUGUAUGAAGAUGCUUAUAAUGACGUUUGUGAUGAUGAAGGCGUGUGCACAAGCUCUGACCAAUUAAAUGAAAAGGAGGAUAUUGCCGUUGAAGGAGUGGUUCCUGCACCAGGUGAAAUUACAGUACAGUCAAUCUCUGCCAACUCUGUGACUCUCAUUUGGGACCCUCCUGACAAUAUAGACACUUUUGAAUUGACUUACUCAACCGGAACCCUGACUAUUUCAGACUCCAACAUAGCAGAGUUGGAAAACUUGAAUCCAGGGACAGAGUACACCUUCAGCAUUGCCUCAGUCAGUCAGACUGGAGACCGGAGCAAAGACGUCACAGUAGCGGCGUGUACAAAACCUAACCCACCAGAAAAGAUCAGAACUGAGGACAUCAGAAGUACCUCGGUUACUCUUACUUGGGAUGAACCAGCCACUGCCGUAAAGGAAUACCAUUUAACCUGUAAUUGUGAUAGACAGAAUAUUCAGGACAAAACAACAGAGCUCUGUACCAUUACCUUCCACAACUUAAGACCUGGGACUCUAUAUUCCUUUCACAUUGCCACUGUGCACAAAAAUGGGAGUAAAAGUAAGGAAGCUGUGACAUUUGCUCUGACAAAAACCCACCUCAGCUGUUUCCUAAAUGAUCUAGGGUUACAGCAACACUACACUGACAAACUCUCUCUGAGCACUGUACUGCAGAUUGAUGAGAAGUCCAUCACAGAUGAACCAGCUCAGUCAGUAUCAGAUCUACCAUGGUGUUUCCUGAAGAGGCUGAUGAUGGUGAAUGUUACUGCUAGGAGUGUGAAAUGUGUCUCAUCAGUUGAUGAGACAGCAGAUUCAUCUGUUUGGGACAUCGAAAGUCUGGUAGUCCACCAUGACACAACCCAGGUGGUAAAUCCUUUAGACAUUGUAACUGCUCUUUUUCUGUGCUCGGACAGUUUUCUUCAACAGGAAAUUGCCUUGAAAAUGUCUAUGUGCCAGUUUUCUGUGCCAUUGCUUCUGCCAAAUUGUGACACACAACAGAGCACUUUCAUGCUUUGGGCAAUGAGAGAUAUUGUGAAAAAGUUUAGACCCCAUUCACUAGAGGAUCCUAGAGGAUUUGUGGAGGAAAGAAUUGUUGUCUCUAAACUGCCACUGGUAUCUUUUGUAAGACUUGGUGAAUGCAGCCUUUCCAAGUCACAAAUCUUGAAUAAGUUGCUUAGCAACCCUCAGCAAUACCAUGACACCUUUGUUCACCAUGAUAUGGAUUGUGGUGACAGCCCACGAAGGAUAUCAAAUGGCUUGGUGGAAAUCAGCUGGUAUCUUCCAUGUGGCAACAAAAACAUUGACAUCUUUCCAGAACCUGUGGCUGUGGCUAAUUUAAGAGGUGAUAUCAGUACAUUUGAGGCUCAAUAUUCUUUCCUGUGCCAGACCUCUGCAGCUGUUUUUGUGUUUUUUGACAAUUUGGACACAAAUUACAGGCUUCUGACCAAUCAGCAUGUUAAAGCACAACUGUUUUUAGUGGGUAACACACAGGACAAAGCAUUCAACAUGGAGAUGUUGAAAAAAACUGUUUCUGAGAUGAAUCUAAAAAAAUGCAAUGUAAUCCUGAGGACUAAACAGAACGAUGCUGAUUUUGUAAAAAAUCUGCGUUCCACUGUGAGUGAUGUAGUUAAGAAUAGUCCAUUGAAGAUGCGACUGGAAGAUAUGGCCACAGUGGCUUUUGAGCUUGGAAUCCAUGUUGAUGAGUAUGGCAAAGAAUGUCAGAAUGCCAAAACAAAUGCAGAUGCAAUCACAUCAGUGAUAAAGGACACAGGGGAAUUUAAAGAACUUCAGCUGCCCUUACAGGGAAAGAUAUGGAGAGAGCUGUCUAAAGUAGAGAAAGAAGAAUGCCGAUUACGGAAAGCAGGGGAGCAGAAUAUCGAGACUUACAAAAGUGAUCUUCAAACACAGAAGAGGAAACUUAGGCAAGAGCAGAUUAACUGUGAAAUGUCAGAGGCAAUGACAUGUUUCAUUAGUGCACUAUCAAGUCCAGGCUUGGAGAGAUCCUAUUUCUUAAAAUGGAUGAGGAUGAAUCUGGACAAUCUCUCCCGCAAAAACCUCUCUGGCCUGCGAGAACUUUAUAAAGAGAAAUGUCAGGAUUCUUCGGAAAACAAGGAAGUAAUUGCCCAACUGGACAGACAGAUCUCAAACAGUUCUUUGGGAACAGAACAUUUCUUACGUGAAAUGGGCCAGCUAUAUGAAUCAGCUGUUUCUCUUCAAGAAAAUGUCCAGUCACGACAGCAAAUGAUGCACUUACCUACACUCUGUGCUGAACUGUUGCUAGAUGGUUUUCCACUUGAACUCGUGGAUGGAGAUGCAUCUAAUAUACCUCUUAGGUGGGUUAGGGAUGUUCUGUACCAGCUGAACGCUUUGGUGCAGCCUCACAAUAAGAUCUUGGUGGCGACAGUCUUAGGAGUCCAGAGCACAGGAAAGUCCACUCUCUUAAACACAAUGUUUGGGGUGCAGUUUGCAGUUAGUAGUGGCAGAUGCACUAGAGGAGCUUUCAUGCUCCUUAUUAAAGUUAAAGAUGAUCUAAAACAAGUUCUACACUGUGACUUUAUAGUUAUCAUUGACACAGAAGGACUGAAGUCACCAGAGCUGGCUCAACUUGAUGACAGCUAUGAGCAUGACAAUGAGUUGGCCACACUUGUAGUUGGAUUGAGUGAUGUGACAAUUAUAAACAUUGCUAUGGAGAACUCCACAGAAAUGAAAGACAUUCUGCAGAUUGUGGUUCAUGCCUUUCUCAGGAUGAAGGAAGUGGGCAAGAAACCCAAAUGUCAGUUUGUGCAUCAGAAUGUGGCAGAUGUCUCUGCACAUGACAAGAACAUGAGAGAUCGCAAAAUACUGUUGGAGCAGCUGAAUGAGAUGACACAGGCAGCAGCUAAGAUGGAGAACAAGGAAGAGAAUCGGAAAUUCACUGAUGUGAUGGAAUAUGACCCAGAAACUGGUAACUGGUACAUUCCUGGACUCUGGCAUGGAAAUCCUCCAAUGGCACCAGUCAAUGCUGGCUACAGUGAGGCUGUCUUUGAAUUCAAGAAAAGCGUGGUAGAAGUUUUUGGAAAAUGCAAGCAUAACAUAUCAGGAAGCAACAUACUGGAAUUUAUGGAAUGGACAGGAAGUUUAUGGAAUGCAGUGAAAUUUGAGAAUUUCAUUUUCAGUUUUAGAAACAGCAUUGUGGCAGAUGCAUACAUGAGGUUGUGCAUGGAAUUCAAUAAAUGGGAAUGGGCAUUCAAAAAGCACAUGUAUACAUGGUUAACAAGUGCUGAAACCAGAGUGUCCAACUUUCAGAUGAUUAUGAUGGAAUUUGGCAUGUCAGACAUGCAAGAGUUUCAGUUCAAACUGAAAAAUGAAGCCAUCACAGAGCUUGACAAGGGGGAAAAGAUCAUUCUGAAAAAUUUAGUCAAAUACUUUGAGCAAAAGGAGGGACAUGUAUAUCUUGUAGAGAAGUACAAGGAAGACUUUGCAAACAGUGCCAAAUGUCUAAGAAGAGAUAUGGAGAGCUCUGUCAUUAGUAAACUGCACAUAGCAAUUGAAAUCAGGAGGGGAAUGAAUAAGUUGGACACAAUAAAGAAAACCCACACUGAUACAAUGGAGAAGAAAGUGUUGAAACUCCUUGAAAAAUUCCACAAGCACAAGUCCAAAAAAUCUGACCAGGAGCUUGAGAAAAUAUUUGAAGAAAUGUGGCAGGAAACUGUAAAUGAGCUCUCCUUUUCUGGAUUGGAGAAAAGGAACAUUGUGGGCACUGUCUUCAGUCAACUACGAUCAAAUUUGAAACAGAGAGGGAGCUUAGUGAAUGAAAAACUCAGUGGAGUGAACCUGGAUCAAUUUGGAACCAAACCCUUUGUGGUUACCCCCAGCAAUUUUUUUAAGAAAUGUGUGCGCCACAUUUACGUAGAUGAACAUACAAGAAACUUACAGGAGAUGGCAGACAGUCUCAUAGAAGAAUGUCUUCAGUUUAUUUCUGAGAAGGUUGGGGUUAAAUCAGAUUUUAAUGAUGGCUAUAUUCAAGAGAUUCUACACCUGAUUGACGAAAGGUUAACCAACAGCAUCAGUCUUAGAUUUACUAAUGUAUUCGAGAUUGAUCUUAAGCUACACAUUUGUGGGCAUGCUUCUAGAGAGUUCCAGAAAAUGCACGAGUGUUUCAUAGAAGAAAAUGACCCACGCAGAUGCCUUGACCAGUUCAAAGACAAGUAUUGUGAUGAUUUCAAGGAUUUGUUUAAUGAACGUGACCAGUGUCAGAGGAAGGCGGCAGAAUUUGCAAACCUCUGCCUUAGCCCUGCAGUAGAGGCUUUCAUUUCAAGCUCUCUGGGCCCAGACAUUGUUGAAGAAAUGUUGCGGGGGAAGAAUGCAUUUCAGUUUAGCACUCGUGCCUUUUUCCAAUACUCGAUUUUGACUGAAUUGCUCACUGAGAGCAAGUUUGAGAGCUAUGUGAGGUACAUUUGCUCCUAUGAGCACUUCGUCAAAGAGUGGAUAUUAGGUAAAAUUUUGGAGAAUUUUUCAACAAGGCAGAAAAUUUUUGAGCUAGAGGAACGUUAUCUGAAAUCAGUUAUUAAAGAAAUUAUUGAAGCCAUUACAGAAGCACAAAGAAAAACAGAUGAACAGAGCAACAUAAAGGAAUUCAUCCAUCAUAUUUGCCUGGAGCUUAGAGAGAAGCUUGUCAUUCCCAAGGAUGCCCUGGAAACCAUUGUUAUUUUUAACAAGUCAAAUUUGGAACAAUUUUCCCAUUGGCUCAAAGUGUCAGUACAGGAAAUGGAGCAGUCCUUGAAAGCAAAGUUUUUGAACGGGGACAUACAGGAGAAGCUGAAAAAACUUAAAAUCAAACCACAGGAUGAGCUCUUCAAGAGAGUGUUUGGCUGUGGGAAACAGUGUCCAUUUUGCAAAGCACCAUGUGAGGCAGGAGGUGAGGCCCAUACAGAUCACUGUGCUUCAAUUCACAGACCAAAGGGUCUUGGCCGUUACAGAUUUGAACGAUCUGAGGUGUUAGUGACUGACAUCUGUUCCUCAGCUGUGUUCAGUGAGACACAAUUCAGGUGUUAUGAGACAGAGUACAAGUAUCAUCCUUAUAAGAAAUACAGAGAGAUCUUUCCCGAUUGGCAUAUUCCUGCAGACCCCAGCAUUGAAGCUUCAGACUACUGGAAGUAUGUGAUGGCACAAUUCAACCAGCAAUUUGCCAAAGAAUACAAUGCUUGUCCUGCAGACAUUCCUACUGCCUGGAAAAGGAUCACAACAGAACAGGCAAAAAAAAGCCUGAAGGAGUCAUUCAGCAUUCAGUAA